Molecule: messenger RNA, 1463 nt
Organism: Monodelphis domestica (gray short-tailed opossum)
Lineage: Eukaryota; Metazoa; Chordata; Mammalia; Didelphimorphia; Didelphidae
Source: RefSeq, a predicted model, not a curated record
UCCAGCUACCCCAGGCCUCCCAGCCGGAUCCUCAGGGAGCUCCCGAUCAUCCUCCUCAGAAUGAAAAGAUAGAGGGGAAGCUGCAGAUCCUCCCCAGGAUGCCUUCAGUCCUCCCUCCUCUCCACCUGCCCCUUCUCAGGGGACAUUGCCCCCCUGGAGCACAUCCACCUGGCCAUGGCCAUUGCCAUGACAAGAACCCACCUGGUCCUGGGGGGCCCCACCAUUGUCCUGGAAGGCACCCAACCAGUCCUGGAGGACCCCACCAUUGUUCUGGAGGGCACCCAACCAGUCCUGGAGGACCCCACCAUUGUUCUGGAGGGCACCCAACCAGUCCUGGAGGACCCCACCAUUGUUCUGGAGGGCACCCAACCAGUCCUGGAGGACCCUACCAUUGUCCUGGAGGGAAUCCACCCAGUCCUGGCGGACCCCACCAUUGUCCUGGAGGGAACCCACCCAGUCCUGGAGGACCCCACCAUUGUCCUGGAGGGAACCCGCCCAGUCCUGGAGGACCCCACCAUUGUCCUGGAGGGCACCCAACCAGUCCUGGAGGAGCCCACCAUUGUUCUGGAGGGCACCCAACCAGUCCUGGAGGACCCUACCAUUGUCCUGGAGGGAAUCCACCCAGUCCUGGAGGACCCCACCAUUGUCCUGGAGGGAACCCACCCAGUCCUGGAGGACCCCACCAUUGUCCUGGAGAGAACCCACCCAGUCCUGGAGUACCCCACCAUUGUCCUGGAGGGAACCCACCCAGUCCUGGAGGACCCCACUAUUGUCCUGGAGAGAACCCACCCGGUCCUGGAGGACCCCACCAUUAUCCUGGAGGGCACCCACCCGGUCCUGGAGGACCCUACAAUUGUCCUGGAGGACACCCAACCAGUCCUGGAGGACUCUGCCAUUGUCCUGGAGGGCACCCACCUAGUCCUAAAGGACCCCACCAUUGUUCUGGAGGGCACCCACCCAGUCCUAAAGGACCCCACCAUUGUCCUGGAGGGCACCCACCCAGUCCUAAAGGACCCCACCAUUGUCCUGGAGGGAACCCACCUGGUCCUGGAGGACCCCAUAAUUGUCCUGGAGGGCACCACCCACCUGGGCACCCUCCUGGCCCACAUCACUAAGGAAACAGUGCAAAACGAUAGGGAGGCCAAGGAGCUACUUUGACCAGCCUGGCACAGAACAUAUCACUCAUCUGUUCCACUUAAUAAACAGUCUCUGGGAGGUAAAAGCAUGUGAUAAUAUCAAAAGAAGUCUUCUUUCUCCACCAUGCCCAACCUUGCAAUAUUCUUCUUGGGCCUGAAAGUCUCUCUGUCUCCCUAUUGCUCUUGAAAAAUGUACCAGGAGAAACUGAGUACCUGCCCCUGAACUAAUCCCCACUGUUUUCAGAAGUCAUUCAAAUAGAUUUCUUGCCGAAAAAAAAUUGUUUGUGUUAUAUCUUAAAAUACAAUGCAGUCUCAUUUGAUCACUAA